Molecule: messenger RNA, 258 nt
Organism: Lasiosphaeria miniovina
Lineage: Eukaryota; Fungi; Ascomycota; Sordariomycetes; Sordariales; Lasiosphaeriaceae
Exons: 2
Coding region: 1-258 (85 amino acids)
Source: RefSeq, a predicted model, not a curated record
AUGUCGAUUCUUGCGCAUGCUCUGGGUGCGAGUGUGCAUCAGGGGACCCUGGCGGCCCGGGAAGAGAUGCAAGAUGCCAGUCGGGUGCGGCUUUCGCCGAGCCCGAUAUCACCACCGCCCCUUUCCCACUUCCGCUACGGAACACUCAAAUCAGGAGUCCAGUCCUCCAUUUUCCAGGCCUCAGAAACUAAGGGCGAGACCAGGACACAUCGCAAAGCGUACUCAGUACUGAAUCUUGGCGGCGAGCGUUUGAGGUGA